AUGGGAUCAGGGGACUCAGGUGAGUCCUGCCUCAGGUCGAGUCCGGCCCGGGACGGACACACACGUGUCACGUUCCUGCGAGAGGACGCGUGGGGCGCGCGCUCCUUGUACCUCAGCCUGUGGUCCGAGGACAGGAGACUGGUGACCUGCGAGGUGAACAGCAGUCCACUGGCCACGGAGAGUUACCGCACUCUCUGCGGGAGGAGCGACACCCAGCUGCAGGACGAGGAGUUCACCCGGAGGUUUAACUUCAGUGUGUUGGCAGCUCCGGAUUCUCCCUGCGCGCCACAGGUCUCCAGGCGCACCAGAAGAACCGGGACCGAGGGGAAAGUGCGGAGGAAGCGAGGAUGGUUAUUUCCGGGGACGCUGUGGUGCGGCAGGGGAAGUGAAGCGGUCAGAUACGAACAGUUAGGGAUGUUCGAGAACGCAGACAGAUGCUGCCGUGAACACGACCACUGCUCCCACAUCAUCCCUUCUUUCACCGUGAAUUAUGGAGUCUUCAACUCCUACUUCUACACGCUCUCACACUGUGACUGUGACCAAAGGUUUCGACAGUGUCUUCUUGAGGUCAAUGACACCAUUUCUAGUAUGGUGAGCUACAGCUUUUUCAACAUUCUGCGGAUUCCCUGCUUUGAGCUCAAACAGCAGAAGCGAUGCACCCAGAUGUACUGGUGGGGAAUGUGCAAAGUAGCCAAAGAGGCUCCAUAUGCCAUCUUUAAAAGCCCACUCCCAUACAAAACAUCUGAUGUUUCAAGCAAAUAUGGAGACAGUGCCACCAGGAGCAACUUAACAAGUAGUGAGAGGCAGCAGGUAACCGAAAGCCCAGCGAUCAGCCCACGCAGAAAGUCACCCAAAAGAAAACAUAGAUGUGGCCCCAGGGCCCCACCCAGAGGAGACACUUUCUACCUCAGGACAAAAGGGAGAAGAUGUAAAACACGCCGGAUACCAUCAACAGUCGCACCCUCUCAAAUGGCCCCAAUAUCAAGGGCACGCACCACUACUCCUUCAACGGAAACAGCUCGUUUAAAUGCAACUAAACUUAUCACUGUGGUGUCACAUAAAAAAAGAGUUGGAAAAAAAAAGAGAAACAGAAAGGGCCUGUUGGUUUCCACCACACAGAGACGCCAAGUUCCAAAGCAGGCGUCUACAAACUCUAAUCCAGGGACAUCAUCUACAACACAAAGCUCCUUGUCUGUAACACGGAGGCAACAACUGUAUCCAACAGCAGCCACCACAGCAGAGAUCAAAACCAAGAGGAGUCACAAAAAAGGUAGAAAGCAAAGUCGCUGCUGUGGAUUCAGGAGGGCCGACACCUUAAGGCCGCUUUGUAAACGUUGUCUGGAGCAAGAAACAACUACAGAUGGCCCGCCAAUCAAAGUGACAAAACUUCAGAACCCACAGCAAAGAGAGACAACAGACACACCAGAACCAGACAAUUUGAAAAUACAGUUGAAUACAACCACAUUUGCAACACCCAUCAGAACGAAACUAAAGACCACAGCCUCGCUUCGUAAGGACGGAGAGUCACUAAGGCAGAUGGACUCUCACCUACUGGGGAAUAACACAAGCCAGAAGCACAUGGGUAGUAACACAACACAAAGUCCCCUUGUGGGAAUAAGCUUUAAAGAAAAUAACACAGUCACAGAUAGCCAGCUCCUGUGUGGAAGCCUCAGAUAUCUGGAUGACUGUAAAUACCAAAUCCCUCCUCUGGAGAAGAAGUAUGAUCUGCAGAACAUGGAGUCAAAGACGGCCUACCACUGUGACUGCACCACCCGCUUGGCUCUUCAGAUCAAAAGCUCCAAGCAGCCCAGGGUUCUCCCCACGCUGCUGAUGGAUUUCAUCUCCCAAUACUGCUUCAAACUGCCGAAAGAGAACAAAUGCCGUCGCAGGAAAAGCUGUUCUGGAGGCUUCAUUAAAGCCUCUGACCUACUUCGAACACUUAAGAAGAUGGAGGGAAAAGACAGUGGCGGGGUGCAAAAUUCAGGCAAUGAGAGGAAAAGAGGGAUUCCUGUUCGCCUUUAUAAGCGAUGCCUAAGGCUGGAGAGAGAAGCUGAUAUUAUGGCACAGCUCACAUGAUUACAGACUAAGCUGCUAUGUGCAGCACCGGCAAUGACUUUAUAAGCUUUAAAUUCAUGCAGCAGAUUCUGUUUCUCUGAUGGUGACAAAGAAAAGUCU
Hippoglossus stenolepis (Pacific halibut) is the source of this 2175-nucleotide messenger RNA. Its product is annotated as group 3 secretory phospholipase A2. Lineage: Eukaryota; Metazoa; Chordata; Actinopteri; Pleuronectiformes; Pleuronectidae. Gene Ontology annotation, molecular function: A2-type glycerophospholipase activity. The record is from RefSeq and is a predicted model, not a curated record. Bases 1 to 2076 code for a protein of 691 amino acids. Gene Ontology annotation, biological process: arachidonate secretion; phospholipid metabolic process. The transcript has 7 exons.